CUUUCAACAAAUGGAAGACAAAAGGGAGCUGCGAUCCUUGCUUUUGGCAACCAAAACAGGAAAACAACUUUCGGAAUAUCACAUUAAAUUGCUGCAAAAGCAAAAUAUCAGCACAGCAGAAGAAUUUAUUGAUGCAGACAAUGUGCACGCGAUCUUGGCGCUCGCCAGCGACAAAACCGAGGAAAUUAUGCGGGAACUGUUGGAUUUAUGUGUGGGCAGAAUUAAGUUUAAGACACUCUACCAGUCGCAGCCCAUAAACUACUCAACUGGCAUAGAGGACUUAGACAAAUUGCUGGACUCCAUUGGACAACCCUUUCGUCCAGGCCGUGUUUGGGAGCUCAUCGGCGAUAAUGAUGUGGGCAAAACCGAAUUGUUACACACGCUAGCUGUUAAUUUCGUUUGCAAAUAUGGAGAGCAGCAGCAGGUGUUGUUUGUGGACACCAACUUGGACUUUGAUAGCGAACGCUUGGAGGAGAUUUUGUUGGAAAGGCAACAACUGAGCGCAGCAGCCAUAGACAGAUCUUUGGAUGCGAUUAAUGUUGUGCAAGCAACCACAGCUGAAUCUCUGAUUGCAGCACUGGCAGCUCUACUCGAGCAGCUAGCCAGUCCCAAUGCCAAAUUUGAGGCCAUCUCGCGCAUAAAAGUGGUCCUCAUUGAUUCCCUUACAGCCUGUUACAUCUUAUAUCGCAGCACUUAUGAACGCAACAAGGGCCGCAGAUUUCUAACAGAGCUGGCGAUGAUUAUUCGAAAGCUGGCUGUACAGCACGACAUAGCUUUUAUCAUAGGCCACACGACGUUCUCCCCGGACGAUGAGACCAACGGCAUGGGCGAGGAUGGGGAUGUAGACAACGAAGGGGGCUCGACUCAAAAAAGCGCAGAUGCGCAAGAGGACUGCACCAUCUUGGGUGACUAUUGGUGCUCGGUCUGCACGCUGACUUUGGUCCUGGAGCUGCCGGAGGAGUCCCACUGCGACGGCGACGGGCUGCGGCUGAUCAAGGUGCUUAAUAAUAACUUCGGCAUUGGCGACGGCAGCUGCUUGCUGCGCAUCACAGACGCCGGCGUCAUUUGAGCUUAGUUGGGCGGACGACGUGC
Molecule: messenger RNA, 1092 nt
Organism: Drosophila novamexicana
Lineage: Eukaryota; Metazoa; Arthropoda; Insecta; Diptera; Drosophilidae
Gene: Rad51D
Exons: 3
Coding region: 11-1069 (352 amino acids)
Biological process (GO): reciprocal meiotic recombination; DNA strand invasion; telomere maintenance
Cellular component (GO): replication fork; Rad51B-Rad51C-Rad51D-XRCC2 complex; centrosome
Molecular function (GO): ATP binding; single-stranded DNA binding; ATP-dependent DNA damage sensor activity
Source: RefSeq, a predicted model, not a curated record